Molecule: messenger RNA, 4673 nt
Organism: Numida meleagris (helmeted guineafowl)
Lineage: Eukaryota; Metazoa; Chordata; Aves; Galliformes; Numididae
Gene: NAMPT
Product: nicotinamide phosphoribosyltransferase
Exons: 12
Coding region: 16-1863 (615 amino acids)
Biological process (GO): NAD+ biosynthetic process
Molecular function (GO): nicotinamide phosphoribosyltransferase activity
Source: RefSeq, a predicted model, not a curated record
UCCGCCCGGACUCCGAUGAAAGAGAACGUGCAGCUCGGGGCUCUCCCCCGCACCCGCGGUGUCACACUGCCCUCCCCCUCCCUCGGCACCGCCUGUCCAAUCAGAGGCCGCCCCUACCCUGGCCCCGCCCACGCGCGCAUUGACCUCACGGCACAGCCUCCAGCCGUUCGACGGCGCGGCCAAUCGGCGCCCAGAAGCCCAGCGAGGUCCCGCCCUCCCGGCCGUCAUCCGCCCGGCCCCGCCCCCCACCGUCCCCCCCUUUCUCCUCUCUGCUCCCUCCCCGCACCGAGCGCCUGGCGGCGGCGGGCAGCGCAGCCCAGUCCUGUCCGUGCCGGCAGCGGCGCCAGCUCGGGGCUCGGCGGCAUGGAGUGCGCGGCGGCGGGCGCCGAGUUCAACAUCCUCCUCGCCACCGACUCCUACAAGGUUACACACUACAAGCAAUAUCCACCCAAUACAAGCAAAGUAUAUUCCUACUUUGAAUGUCGUGAAAAGAAGACUGAAAAUUCCAAGUUAAGGAAAGUGAAGUAUGAAGAAACUGUUUUUUAUGGUUUGCAGUACAUUCUGAAUAAAUACUUAAAAGGUAAAGUGGUGACCAAAGAAAAAAUCAAAGAAGCCAAAGAAGUGUAUAGGGAGCACUUUCAAGAUGAUGUCUUCAAUGAAAAGGGAUGGAACUAUAUUCUGGAGAAAUAUGAUGGCCAUCUUCCUAUAGAAAUAAAGGCUGUUCCUGAGGGCUCUGUCAUUCCCAGAGGAAAUGUUCUCUUCACAGUAGAAAACACAGAUCCAGAAUGCUACUGGCUCACAAAUUGGAUUGAGACUAUUCUUGUUCAGUCGUGGUAUCCGAUCACAGUGGCUACAAAUUCUAGAGAGCAGAAAAAGAUUUUGGCCAAAUACUUGCUGGAGACUUCUGGCAGCUUAGAAGGACUGGAGUAUAAACUGCAUGACUUCGGCUACAGAGGAGUUUCUUCACAAGAGACUGCAGGAAUAGGAGCUUCAGCUCAUUUGGUGAACUUCAAAGGAACAGACACUGUAGCUGGAAUUGCGUUAAUUAAGAAGUACUACGGAACAAAAGAUCCAGUUCCAGGAUAUUCUGUUCCAGCUGCUGAACACAGUACCAUAACAGCUUGGGGGAAGGAUCAUGAAAAAGAUGCUUUUGAACACAUAGUGACACAGUUUUCUUCAGUGCCUGUAUCUGUGGUUAGUGACAGCUACGACAUUUACAAUGCUUGUGAAAAAAUAUGGGGCGACGACUUACGGCAUAUAAUUGAAGGCCGAAGCCCAGAGGCACCACUUAUAAUUAGACCGGAUUCUGGGAAUCCCCUUGAUACUGUUUUAAAGGUCUUGGAGAUCUUAGGGAAGAAGUUUCCCAUUACAGAGAACUCUAAAGGCUACAAAUUGCUGCCACCAUAUCUCAGAGUUAUUCAAGGGGACGGAGUGGAUAUCAACACGUUGCAAGAGGGAAUGCUGGUAGAACAGAUUGUGGAGGGAAUGAAGAAGAAUAAAUGGAGUAUUGAAAAUAUUGCCUUUGGAUCUGGUGGAGCUUUGUUGCAGAAACUAACUAGAGAUCUCUUAAACUGUUCCUUCAAAUGUAGCUACGUGGUAACCAACGGUCUUGGGGUAAAUGUCUUCAAGGAUCCAGUAGCUGAUCCAAACAAACGGUCAAAGAAAGGCCGACUGUCUUUGCAUAGGACACCUGCUGGAGACUUUGUGACACUUGAAGAAGGAAAGGGAGAUCUUGAAGAGUAUGGGCAGGAUCUCCUUCAUACGGUAUUUAAGAAUGGGAAGGUAACGAAGUCGUAUUCAUUUGAUGAAGUAAGACAAAAUGCCAGGCUGAAGAACAGUGAACUAGAAAUGGCGUCUCACUAAGUUUCAUUCCAUGUCUGUGUAUGUGUGUAACAAGUAUGUACUGCAUAGCUACUGGAUUUACUGUACAGAUCUGUGUGUUUGUGUUUUAUGACAUUGUAGCCAAAUUAUUUGUUGGUUUAUGGACAUACUGCCCUAUCUUUUGCCAGCCUUUAGAAAAGAUAAAAUCAGGAAAUGGUACUUACAUUGUAAAACAUAUUUAAUGCUAAAGUGUGCUUUUUAGGGCCCUUUGCCAGUAGUGAUUCAAUCUGGUAUUGAUCUUUUCACAAAUGAGACAGAGCUGAACUUUUUUAUAUAUAACAGAAUAUCACAAAAUGGAUUUACAUAAAAUUAUCAUGAUUGCUUUAUGUUUAUAUUUAACUUGUAUUUUUGUACAAACAAGAUUGUGUAAAAUAUAUUUAAAGUUUCAAUAAUUAAGUCUUUCCAACUUUUCAUGAUUUUUAUGAGCACAGACUUUCAAGAAAAUAUUUGGUGGGGGGGAGAAUCCAUUGCCUUUUGUCCAUUAAUCAGCAAAUAAAACACGGCCUUAAAGUUUGUUGUGACAUUGUACCAUUUGACGACUAAAUCAGGACUUGUAUCUCCUUAAGAUCCUUUAGAAUUGCUGACCUCACCGUUUCUUGUAGUUGUCUGUAUUAGUUAAUCUGCAGCGAAGAAAAUUCCUGUUCUUUUUAGAAGGUUUAGGUACUUACAGGCCUUGCUGGCGCAGUAAGGUAUGUAAAUGGAAUGCCAAAUUUGAAAGGAUUCUCUACUGCAACUUAACUUGCCAAGUCUAUCCCACUUGGCAUAUGCACCUCAGUAUUUUAAGAGUAAAGUUUUUAAGAGAUCUCCUCUUCCACUAUAGAAUAUAUGUGUAAAAUAUUGAAAUAUGGAAGCGGUGUAUUUUAAAGUAAUUACACUUCUGGGUUUAUUUUUCAUAUACUGUAAGUGACAUGACUUUAAAGCAGAAUACUGGACUCGGUAGUGCACUUUUUUACUUUUUUGUAUUUUUUUCAUUGAUUUGCCUUUUGUCAGACUGGAUGUUAAAUUGUAAAAAAUGUUUAACUAUUUUUGUUAACAACUUUAAUAAAACUUUAUGCUAGCCAAACUCCUACAUGAAUGGCAGAGCUGUUUCCCCUUCUCCCCCAUCUCACUGGGGCGAGGAGGGGCUUCCAUUUUGCAGAGGGUAACUGUAAGCAGUGUUCGAGAGACUUCUGACCUGUCUGCACCUGAUUGUACGAGCUCUCUGCGUGUGCUUGACUUAAAUAUCUGCUGGAAAACGAAACUGUUGAGGAUUUCAUUUGAGAAGCUAUGUAGUAACCUCUGAAAUGUUAGUACUGUAGGCUGGCUCUCGCUACAGAAGGAAUACCUCCCUUUCUUAAAAAAAAAACAAAACAAAACAACAACAACAGCAAAAGCAAACGGCUUCUGUAUUAUUUUAAUGAUCAACUAUCGAUGACUUCAUAUACUGAUGUAAUUAAUGCUUCUAAUUAGGAAAUGAUGUUAAAGGAAAAUGUUAGAGGUCCUCUGAAAUCUCUUAAGCCUAGAAAAGUUAUACAAAACAUGCAUUUAAAGGAAGAUUGAAAAGCCAUACUUUAUUGUUUUUCUCUCACCAAAAAGGGCCACAUCAAAGCAUUUAGAAUCUUUCUAGGGUUUGUGGUUAAGAUAUUUAUGCCCGAUCUCAAUAGUUCUUGUUAAUAAAAUCUUGUUUUCCACCCUUAGUGUAUGUAAUUAUACAUUUAAGUGAUGUAUUGUUUCAAAAAUAGCGCUCUAGUAAAACUUUAAAUGCUGACCUUCCACGCUGAGGAACUACCUUCCCUUUGCUAUUAGUGAUACUGUUUGUAUUUGGCCAAGAAGGGAUUUAAAUCUGGACUUGGUACCAAUAGCAGGUCAAUAGUACAGAGCCUAUUUUACUCCUCCACGUGUGUACUAGGGAAUUUUAUGAUGUACAGUUUAAAAGGAAAAAAGUAAAUGCUGCUUUCAUUCUGUACCAAUAAAAUUUUUGAUAACUAUUAACUACCCAUAACUGAUAUUUUUGUAUUUGGGAACUGAGGGUAUGCUGUGGAAGCACUGUUUUCUUUUGUAUCAUGAUGUGCAUCAGUAUUUGUUCAGUGUUGUCUAAAAUGUAGCUUGCUGGUUGGAGUCUUAAAGCAAAUUCUCUGUGUGUGCACGUCACUCUUGGAAGGUUGUCAUGUCACUCAUCUUGGUAAAUGCUGAUAUAUUUUAAAGGAGGGGACUUGGGGAGAAAAACACCUGGUGCUAUUCAGACCCAAAUACGUGUUUCUGUGUGUUUGACAGUUUGUCGUUCUGGGCAUCCAGGAGUUGACAGAAGUUACUGCAGUGCUUAAACCAUACGGUAUCCUAAUUCUUCCACAUAAAAGCAAACGGCAUGUUUAAGCUUGCUUUAAAUUACUAGAUUUGUAGUCAUCGAUAUAUUUUAAUUAUCCCCAUUUCAUAAUAUAACACAGUAUUUGUAUUUAAAAAUAGGUAUUGGGAGUUUUGUGUUAAUACUUUAUUUGUAAUCAUAUUUAGCAUAAGAAAUGGAUUUUAUAAAACUAUUUUUCUUGAGCUGCAUGAUUAUGAAAAGAUGGGGUUUUUUCCUACUUUGAAAGAUGGGAGGAGAGAAGAGAAAGGUACUUAACUGUUUGGAUUGCCAAAAUCAAAACGAAGUUGAAACAUUUUUUCCUGUAGGUUUUUACAUUCCUUCUUAACCUGUUUAGUGAAGAAUAAAUAUUCCUCACUUAAAUCCUCUGUUAAAGUAAUUCUAAUGUACUUGGCAUCAAAUACCAGUAUGUAAUACACAUGGAAAUAAAGUUUAGUUCUGGCAGUGAAAAUAA